Messenger RNA from Leptosia nina, 2361 nucleotides. The record is from the annotation of a GenBank genome assembly. NCBI's taxonomy places the organism in Eukaryota, Metazoa, Arthropoda, Insecta, Lepidoptera, Pieridae.
AUGGAUUGCGUGCACCUGCAGUUGUACAAAGACUUAAAAGAGAGGCAAAAGAACGGUCAAACGAAGGCGUCUCUGUCUCUCCAGCAGUACCUCGGCUUCGAAUCUGGUUUUACGUUAGACAAAGAGUCUAAUACUUUGGGCAUACUAUGUGAAGACGUGGUUCCAGUUCUGGCUUUUGAUACACGAGAAAUUCUCAUACAAUGGAGGGUUAAGGUGCAACACAACCUCGGCAGUAGUAAAGAAUUUGCAGCCGUGAUCAUAUCAGCACCAUCAAGUACAGGAAUCAAGCCAGGUCCUGUUCGGCUGCACGCAUGUGGGUCGCGGCUAGCGUUAUGUGCUUCUAGACCUCCCGAAGUGCUGGCGCUUUGGGAAGUUAAGCUUUUGAGACGUUUCGGCGUAGUAGAUAAACGGUUCUGCGUCGAAGGCGGCUCCCGGUGCGGCAAGGGCGAAGGCCUAUUCGUGUUCGCUGCGGAGGGAGGUCGGGAACUGACAGAGCUUCUUAAUAUCUACAGUCACGAGGCGCAGUCGAGAUUGAGCGUCGCUUCUAGAAGUGGUUCAGUUAUGGAAAAGAGAUACUCCGACACCAGUUCGUGCAUGGACGACUGUUUCCACCAAUCUAUGCGUUCUGUCUCUCCGUCGUGGGCUGGGCCCGCUAGUCAGACGAUGCACUGUCUCACUGAUUUGGAUGCGAGCCUUGAUAGCAACGAAGACAAGUUUAGAAGACCGACUUCUCUACCGAGAUGUUCCAGUUGUAUUGGCAAAAUUAGUCAUUUGACGAGGUCGUCAACUAUGAACACGCCAGGAUCCAUGAUGUCUCCAGUCUGGACAAUGGACAACAUUAUGGAAAAACGGUCUGAUUCAGACCGGGCAUCCAUUUACUCACGAUCCAGUGGCAGCGCUUCGGAAUAUUCCGUUCCACGCAGCGCAUGCCUUUUGGAUAAGAGUUUCGACUCGAAAAGAGCGAGUCCAGUCGCGUGCUGCACGCCUACAGUACCAGUGAAGACUGGAAGCAGCUGCCAGUGCUGGCUGCAGCCGAAACCCUGCUGCUGCAGAAAGAAAACCUUCAAUGGACCUUACGAAAACUAUGAUGUGCCAAAGACCCCAAUGCCUUUAAUACAGGAACACCCAGUAGACGUCCACGCGGAAGCGGCAAGCUUAUACGACACACCAAAGAAACUUAAGUGCCUAAUUGGCCAAUCGUGCGGCUGCAACCACAACGAGACCAAAAACGACGACAACCAAAACCCUACCGAGCCUUGUGAUACUAACGUUAACGAUAACUCGAACUACGUAAAUGUAACCCCCUCGAAACCGCAGAUAGAUCUGUCCAACUACGCGAACAUAGACAGAGCUACUCUGGAAGAAUUCGAGAGCUCCCUCCGCAUUUUACGGAGCGCCGGCUUCAGUCAAGAAGAGCUGGACGCCCUAGAAGACAUUCCAGAAAACGAAACGACCAUCCUAACAACAGACUGCUGUAACGAGCACUUAAACUAUAUGCAUAUGGAACCGCUAGAGAACAGCUCUUCGAGCAAUAGCAAGAACUUGUCAGACAACAUUAGCAGAAUCAGUCACGUGUCAGAUCCAACCCAUUCGGAGACAGACAACACUAUCAGCACACGGCGAUCAAGUUCUGCAGACUUUACCAAAAGACUUGACGAAGAUUUGAACCCCAGGUUUUGCUAUACGCCUACAGUCAUCCGGCGGGCUUGCAAGACUGAUUGUAUCAACGAAGGUGUUCCAGUAAAAAAUGAAGAGUUCAAAGUCCCGGGGCCCAAGACUGAGAAUAUUUUAGUCGCGCGGUUCAGAGAUGCGGUGAAGAUCAGAAGGUCUUCCAGCGUUCCUAGUAAAUCUGAUAAGAAUAGGGAUUCGUCUAGUUCCAAUGAUUCCGGAGUGUCUACGGGGUCAUUAAAGCACCACAAAGGGGACUUCAAUGAAUUUGAGAUGCCUGUAACCAAUUCCAAAUCCUCUAAGAAGCACAUAAAGAACAAGCAGUUCAGGUUAACGCUCACUCCAGUACACGCCCCUUUUGUGAAGUCCAGCUCUUCAGAUCCGUUGAAAAAUUUGACAUUUCAAUUCGAGGAAGUCGCGACAAUGGCAAAAUCCAACUCAUGCGAUGUUGACACGCUAACGAGGAGGAAGAAAAGGAACGGUGAAACAGACUCAACAGCCCGCCACAGUCAAAUGACAGCUAAGAGUACCUCGAGCGGCGCCUCCGAUACUUCAGACUACAUGGAGUCCCUUUCAGUAUCGUCGUUCUCGUCUUGCGACGUAUCUGCGGACCGCCAUGUAACUAGACCGCGAUCUGGCAAAGAAUACGCUAGCAUUGACCGUGCCGUGCUAGCUAGCGUUUGUGACAAUUGA